CUCUCUCUCUCUCUCUCCUUAAAUCCCAUUUCUCUCUCUUUCUCUCUCUCUCACUCGCAUUGCGAUUAACGAAAUUGGAAAAAAUGUCUCGUCUUCUCCAAACACCAUUCUUACCCUCCGUGUCUCUCCCCACAAAAACACGAUCUUCCAUUCCGGGUUUCCGGGUAAAGCCCAGAACAAUCCCAAUCCAAGCAAAGAUCCGAGAAAUUUUCAUGCCUGCGUUAAGUUCGACGAUGACCGAAGGCAAAAUCGUAUCUUGGGUUAAAUCCGAAGGCGAUAAGCUAAACAAAGGUGAGAGUGUUGUUGUUGUUGAAUCUGAUAAAGCUGAUAUGGACGUUGAGACUUUCUACGAUGGUUAUCUCGCUGCAAUCAUGGUUGAAGAAGGUGGUGUUGCUCCUGUUGGUUCCGCUAUUGCUUUAUUAGCUGAAACUGAGGAUGAGAUCGCUGAUGCUAAAGCUAAAGCUUCCGGUGGUGGUGGUGGUGGGGAUUCUAAAGCUCCUCCUCCGCCUUCUCCUCCUCCGGCUGCUGUUGAAGCACCUGUGGCUGUUGAGAAGAAGGUUGCGGCGCCGGUUAAGGCUGUGGCUGCGUCUGCGGUUCAUCCGGCGUCUGAAGGAGGGAAGAGGGUUGUUGCGUCUCCGUAUGCUAAGAAGUUAGCUAAGGAAUUGAAGGUUGAAUUGGCUGGUUUAGUUGGAAGUGGGCCGAUGGGAAGGAUUGUGGCUAAAGAUGUUGAGGCUGCGGUUUCAGACGGAGGAAGUGUUCAAGCUGCGGUGGCUGUUAAGGAGGUAGCGGCAGCUCCUGGUGUGGAGCUGGGAUCGGUGGUUCCGUUUACGACAAUGCAGGGGGCUGUGAGCAGGAAUAUGGUGGAGAGUCUUGCUGUUCCCACAUUUAGAGUUGGAUACACGAUUACUACCGAUGCUCUUGAUGCUCUCUACAAGAAGGUUAAGUCGAAAGGUGUGACAAUGACGGCACUCCUAGCUAAGGCAACUGCACUCGCACUGGCAAGACAUCCGGUUGUGAACUCUUCCUGUAGAGAUGGUAACAGUUUUGUGUAUAACAGUAGCAUCAACGUUGCUGUUGCUGUUGCUAUUGAUGGUGGUCUGAUCACUCCGGUGCUUCAGAACGCUGACAAGGUUGACAUUUAUUCAUUGUCUAGAAAAUGGAAAGAAUUGGUUGAUAAGGCCCGAGCCAAGCAGCUACAGCCUCAGGAGUACAACACUGGUACCUUCACUCUAUCUAACCUUGGAAUGUUUGGCGUCGAUCGGUUUGAUGCCAUUCUACCCCCUGGAACUGGAGCGAUCAUGGCUGUAGGAGCAUCUCAACCUUCAGUGGUUGCUACUAAAGACGGCCGCAUUGGCAUGAAAAACCAGAUGCAGGUGAAUGUGACGGCAGAUCAUCGUGUCAUCUAUGGUGCUGAUCUCGCACUGUUCUUGCAAACACUGGCGAGCAUUAUUGAGGACCCAAAGGACCUGACAUUCUAGGCCAAAUUACUACUUUUCGCAUCCCAGUCUUCUCUGAUUUUGAUUCCAUGGGAGCUUGUAUUUCUGCGGUAAUCAGUUUCUUUGAUAGAGUCUACCUUUCAAGAGUAAUGUUGAACAUAAUCAUUCCUUUGUUUGAGCUAUCUUUGCAACAUUUGGCGCAUUGAAAGGCCUUCACACAUGA
Messenger RNA from Capsella rubella, 1659 nucleotides. RefSeq names its product dihydrolipoyllysine-residue acetyltransferase component 5 of pyruvate dehydrogenase complex, chloroplastic. The coding region runs from base 84 to 1478 and encodes 464 amino acids. The record is from RefSeq and is a predicted model, not a curated record. The transcript is spliced from 6 exons. Gene Ontology annotation, molecular function: dihydrolipoyllysine-residue acetyltransferase activity. Lineage: Eukaryota; Viridiplantae; Streptophyta; Magnoliopsida; Brassicales; Brassicaceae. Gene Ontology annotation, biological process: pyruvate decarboxylation to acetyl-CoA. Gene Ontology annotation, cellular component: chloroplast thylakoid; pyruvate dehydrogenase complex; chloroplast envelope.